GUCUCUCGCUCUCGCGGCGCUGUAUGUGUUUCUCCCGCUCGGGCUCUUUGUGAACGAAAAAAAAUGUCCCGGGGAUCGAGCGCCGGUUUCGACCGUCACAUCACCAUCUUCUCUCCGGAGGGCAGGUUAUACCAAGUAGAAUAUGCUUUUAAGGCUAUAAACCAAGGUGGCCUCACUUCAGUUGCUGUCCGCGGAAAGGACUGUGCUGUGAUAGUGACACAGAAGAAAGUGCCGGAUAAGUUGCUGGAUGCCAACACAGUCACUCACCUGUUCAGAAUAACUGAAAAAAUAGGAUGUGUAAUGACAGGGAUGACAGCUGACAGCAGGUCCCAGGUUCAGAGAGCCCGCUACGAAGCUGCAAACUGGAAGUACAAGUACGGUUAUGAGAUCCCAGUGGACAUGCUGUGCAAACGGAUUGCCGAUAUUUCCCAGGUGUACACGCAGAACGCUGAAAUGAGACCACUCGGAUGUUGUAUGAUCCUGGUUGGUGUUGAUGAAGAGCUCGGCCCUCAGGUUUACAAGUGUGACCCAGCCGGUUACUACUGCGGUUUCAAGGCCACCGCUGCAGGGGUCAAACAGACAGAAGCCACCAGCUUCUUGGAAAAGAAAGUGAAGAAAAAACUUGACUGGACAUAUGACCAAACUGUUGAGACUGCAAUAACCUGCCUUUCCACGGUGCUGUCCAUUGAUUUCAAGCCCAGUGAAAUAGAAAUCGGAGUGGUAUCCGUGGAUAACCCUAAAUUUAGGAUUCUUACAGAAACUGAAACGGACGUACAUCUGGUGGCUCUAGCAGAGAGAGACUGAAACUCUCAUUUGUUUAAGAACCCAGGUUUGUUAUGUAAAGACGAUGUUGGUGGGAAAACUAGAUUGCAGUCGUAGAACGUCCAAUAAACACUGUAUUUUACUCUAUUCAAUAAAGCGGAGGUUU
Callorhinchus milii (elephant shark) is the source of this 928-nucleotide messenger RNA. It is a transcript of the gene psma6a, whose product is annotated as proteasome 20S subunit alpha 6a. Gene Ontology annotation, cellular component: cytosol; proteasome core complex, alpha-subunit complex; nucleus. The record is from RefSeq and is marked provisional. Gene Ontology annotation, biological process: ubiquitin-dependent protein catabolic process. NCBI's taxonomy places the organism in Eukaryota, Metazoa, Chordata, Chondrichthyes, Chimaeriformes, Callorhinchidae.